Parasteatoda tepidariorum (common house spider) is the source of this 568-nucleotide messenger RNA. NCBI's taxonomy places the organism in Eukaryota, Metazoa, Arthropoda, Arachnida, Araneae, Theridiidae. The record is from RefSeq and is a predicted model, not a curated record.
CAACAAAUUUCAAUGGAUUAUCAGUGUUCUGAUUGAGCAUGGUUUUGCAGCAUCUGUCAUCUUAGUGGGCUUAGCAGUAUUCCAGUUCUUUUACGCAAUCCUGUGGUGGUACAUUCCAGACACUAGCAAGACGGAAAGAUACACAAAGUUUGGAUUUGUCGUUGUUUAUGUUAUACUUGGACUAAUAGUUCUGUACCCUCUGCCUCUCUUUGUUAUGGAAGUACUCGACUACAGACCAUUCGAUUUUGAAUACAUGAAAACUAUUUCCUAUACUCUGCCAACAGAAUAUUCCACCUUCCAUGUGAUUGUGUCUGUCUGUGAAUGGAGCAUUUGCCUUCUGAGCAUCAUCAACAUUGCCACUCACAGCAAAGAUCUGCAGAGGGUGUCCUGUCGUGUAACCGUCCGUCACAAGUCCUGCCUGUCAGAAGAUCCGCUCCCCCUCCACAUCAUCUCCUCAUAAACCUUGUCAUUAUUUAUAUUUUCUGUUCUUUUUUUACUUUUGUUAUCAAAUGUUGCUUUGUAUACACCGACAUUGAUGCACAAAUAUAGAUUUAAUGGCUUGUUUUCA